CUAUAGAAACCACAGGCCUUUUGGCCAUGCCACAGAAUGGUAUAUCAGUGGAGACCCAGUAUCACUAGAAGACUAUCAAGAAAUGCGGUCAAGAAUGGCUGACAUUUUCACCAGGCGAUGGCACUUCAGUCAGUCGCUGUUGUACCACCAGCUAGGCAAGUCCCUGAACUCACAUCGGAAUUCUUGCGGAGAUAACAUGAGCCAGAGUCACCUUCAAACGGAUCAGCUGCUCUUCGAGGAGAAGCCACUCCAUGUGCCGCCCCUCUCGGAGCUACAGAAAGUUAUACAGGGUGCCUUGAGUGAGAACUUUCGAACCGUAGAAGUGAGUGUGGGAUCUUGCCCAGAUCUAAAGGCCUCGCAGUUCGGCCUUGUGGAAAGUGGACUGGGUGGCAAGGCCACUCUGCUGGAGGCAGGAGGUCCGCCCUAUUUGCGCCCUUUAGUGCAGCGUGAUAAGCUCUACAAUCUGAAGGAAAUCACGCGAAAGGCCCAGGGACCGGGCCAGAUCUUCGCAGUUGGACCAGGAGCAGGUCCUUGGCCCAUCCGCCAUUCCAACUGCGAAGGCAUCUUUAAUUUCUCGCUUAACGAAAAGGACGAACUUACCCAGGGAAGUUACACGGCCACUGUGAGGGGAGAAACUGAGGAGUGCGUUCUGGAAAGGAUUCCCGAGACGGAACCCCGUUGCGCCCUAAUCCUAAAUCUCUUCCUUAGCGAGGGAAAGCCAGGUGAAGUGCUCAGAAUUUUUGCAAAACAGCGAACUGGAGAUGAAAACUUUGUGGAGUGCAUUCGCAAGGGUCUGGAGAAACACUAUGGUGAUGAGGUGGUGGGUCUGGGCGGUAUCUUCGUGAUCAAGAAGGGUGCUGCCCACCAGCAUGUGAUGCGGGACUUCAGCAAGACUCCCAUACACACCCAGGAACAGAUUCAGAACUGGCUCAAGUUCUACGAAAUGCCCGCCCAGCUGAAUGCAGUGGGCACUCUGGUGACCAAGGACAUGGGACUCGACCUGAGGCUGCAGCACUUCCACUCCUUCUCCUUUGAGAACUGGGGCGGUCACUACCACUACGACACCACGCCGGAUAAAGUGGAGUACGAGGCCUACCUGAAUGUGGCCGAACGCGUAGUCCGCGUGGACAGACCACGUGUGACCGAUCAGUUGGGAAGAGACUGAUAGCUAUCCAUCACUCCUGGUAAUGACUGUGGCCAAAAAUAAAUAUCUUCUAUGGAAA
This is a messenger RNA of Drosophila eugracilis, 1223 nucleotides long. It is a transcript of the gene meep, whose product is annotated as ester hydrolase C11orf54 homolog. The transcript is spliced from 2 exons. Gene Ontology annotation, molecular function: hydrolase activity, acting on ester bonds; zinc ion binding. Gene Ontology annotation, cellular component: nucleus. The record is from RefSeq and is a predicted model, not a curated record. Bases 83 to 1165 code for a protein of 360 amino acids. Lineage: Eukaryota; Metazoa; Arthropoda; Insecta; Diptera; Drosophilidae.